Molecule: messenger RNA, 876 nt
Organism: Aureobasidium melanogenum CBS 110374
Lineage: Eukaryota; Fungi; Ascomycota; Dothideomycetes; Dothideales; Saccotheciaceae
Exons: 2
Coding region: 1-876 (291 amino acids)
Source: RefSeq, a predicted model, not a curated record
AUGUCUCUCGCCCCGUUCGUCACUCAGCUAGGUGCCGAGAUUGAGGAUGCCUCGAAAGAAACCUUCUUGCUUUUCUCCCAAGACAUCCCCUCUCAGAACCUUGGCAUAAUAGAUUCACAAGCACCCCUCCUUGAGUUGACUAUUGGGUCUCGUGACCUCUCCAUCAAGCAAUCUCCCACUGUCCUCAAUUCCGCACGAGGAGGCGGUACUACAGGUGCCGUGGUAUGGAAGGUCACUCCGAGGUUUGCAGAGUGGUUGGUAUCACCCGGCAACAUACUAGUACAAUAUGGUAUUGUAUCUGCAGAGUCAAGUGUGCUUGAGCUGGGAUCGGGAAUUGCUGGAAUUGUACCUUUGACACUGGCUCCGCUGGUCCGGCAGUAUGUCGCAACAGAUCAGGCAUAUGCACUCAAACUUUUGAAAGAAAACAUCGACGAAAACACUACAUCGACACAAACUGGAGGCAAGAACAAGAAACCAUCGAAAAAGGCAAGCGUCGUGCCAAGCUCGAAUAUAACAAUCGAGCCUCUGGAUUGGGAGACUGAUGAUGUUGACUCGUUUCUCAAGAGCAACAAUGCGCCUGAAGGAGUUGAUAUGGUCAUUGCUUGCGACUGCAUCUACAACUAUGCUCUAAUAAAGCCGUUCGUCCAAACAUGCGUGGAUAUUUGUCGAUCAAGAAGCGGCGAACGACCAACAGUGUGUGUGGUAGCACAACAACUUCGACAGCCGGACGUGUUCGAGGAGUGGCUCGAAGAGUUCAAGACGCAUUUUAAAACCUGGAGACUCCCAGAUGAUGUGUUGACAGACGAUCUGAGGGAAGGUUCGGGAUUCAUGAUUCACAUGGGCAUACUGCGUCAAGAAGAGUUGGGAGCGGUGUAA